AUGCAUGUAUACAAUGAGAAGAGAGUGGCCCAAAAUGUAUCAUCAGAAGGAAAUUUUGCCCGAGCCUCUGGUUUGAGCACCAUUGCUGUCAUUAUGACCUGGCCAUUGCUCCCAGAUAAUCAAAAUCAUCUGAAACACUUGGAGGAUCCAACCGUUGGCUUCAGUGCAAAAAGGGCAGCUCUUGCUGCUGGCUACACAAGCGAGCCAUCCACUUCGGUCCCUAUAGCCACGGGAUUAAAGCCCGUUGACACACCGACUGCAGCUCCAGUGGAGGUGCCGCAGUGGUUCUGCCGUAGUCGUCAGCAGCCUUUUGGGAGAACAAAGAAGUCCGUAGUCCGGGCUUACAGUAUGGCCCGUCACUCCGUCGUUCAGGUCUACGCCUCCCUUGACGUAUGCGGAGUUGGUUUGGUCACCGACGGCUGA
Penicillium soppii is the source of this 423-nucleotide messenger RNA. RefSeq lists its product as uncharacterized. The transcript has 3 exons. Lineage: Eukaryota; Fungi; Ascomycota; Eurotiomycetes; Eurotiales; Aspergillaceae. Bases 1 to 423 code for a protein of 140 amino acids. The record is from RefSeq and is a predicted model, not a curated record.